This is a messenger RNA of Cicer arietinum (chickpea), 3148 nucleotides long. RefSeq names its product pentatricopeptide repeat-containing protein At2g27610. The record is from RefSeq and is a predicted model, not a curated record. Gene Ontology annotation, biological process: RNA modification. Gene Ontology annotation, molecular function: RNA binding; protein binding; zinc ion binding. NCBI's taxonomy places the organism in Eukaryota, Viridiplantae, Streptophyta, Magnoliopsida, Fabales, Fabaceae.
AUCUUCGAGUAUCCAGCUCCAAACUUGUGAGCGUUACACACGCGCGUGUUUUUCGCUGCAAACCUCAAAAAACAUAUGCAUCAUUCUCAAUAUCCUCGCACACUAUCACAAACACUACUAAAACUUUGUCUCCAUCUCCAUAGUAAUAAUUUUUCAAAUACAAAAUAGCAUGAUUCUGAACCCCUCUUUAAGGGCAUUCACCAACACUUCAUCUAACCCAUUUCUCAGACUCAAACGUUUUUCUGUUGCACUCAAUCCCAUUACCUCUUUAUGCGACACUGAUCCUCACAUUGCACAUCAUCUGUUCGACAAAAUUCCUCUGAUAAACCUCAAAGAACAUAACCAGUUAAUCUUCCGUUACUCUCGCAAUAACCAAACCAAAGAAGCGUUCCACCUAUUUGUGUCUCUUCUUCGUUCUUCUUUAACGCCUGAUGAGUCCACAUUGUCCUGUAUUUUUAAGCUUUGUGCUUGCUCCUUUGAUGGGACAUUGGGUAGACAAGUUCAUUGCCAAUGCCUUAAAUUUGGACUAUCGAAUCAUGUUAGUGUAGGAACUUCCCUUGUUGAUAUGUAUAUGAAAACUGAGUCUGUUAGUGAUGGAAGGAGAGUUUUUGAUGAAAUGGGUGAGAGGAAUGUUGUGUCUUGGACUUCAUUGUUCGCAGGUUAUUCGUGGAACGGACUCAAUGAUUAUGUGUGGGAAUUGUUCUGUCAGAUGCAAUGUGAGGGGUGUUUGCCUAAUCAGUUUACAGUUUCUGCUGUUAUUGCAGCUUUGGCCAAAGAGGGUGGUUUUGAUAAAGGAUUGCAAUUUCAUGCCAUGGUUGUGAAGCAUGGUUUCGAGGCGGAAAUACCUGUGUGCAAUUCUCUGAUUAGUUUGUAUUCAAAGUUGGGGAUGUUAAGAGAAGCUAGAGAGGUUUUUGAUAAAAUGGAGAAUAAGGAUUGGGUGUCUUGGAAUAGCAUGAUUGCAGGACAUGUGACAAAUGGACAGGAUUUAAAGACUUUUGAAACUUUUAAUAGCAUGCUACUUGCAGGGGCUAAGCCUACUUAUAUGACAUUUGCUAGUGUUAUUAAGUCAUGUGCUAGUGUUAGAGAAUUGAUGUUAGUAAGAAUGAUGCAGUGUAAGGCCCUGAAGAGUGGUUUUAUUACACACCAAAUUGUCGUAACUGCGCUCAUGGUAGCGUUGAGUAAGUGCAAGGAAAUGGACGAUGCGUUUAGUCUAUUCUCGUUGAUGGAAGAGGGUAAGAAUGUGGUGUCAUGGACUGCUAUGAUCAGUGGUUACUUGCAGAAUGGUGGCACGGACCAUGCUGUGAAUUUGUUUUCCCAAAUGAGGAGGGAAGGUGUCAAACCAAAUCAUUUCACAUAUUCUGCUAUCCUUACUGUGCAGCAUACUGUUUUCGUUUCUGAAAUGCAUGCCGAAGUUAUCAAAACUAAUUAUGAAAAGUCGUCUUCGGUGGGAACUGCACUUUUAGAUGCUUAUGUUAAACUAGGAAAUAUUAAUGAUGCUGUAAAAGUUUUUGAGAUAAUUGAAACAAAGGACUUAAUGGCAUGGUCAGCAAUGCUAUCAGGGUAUGCACAAACAGGGGAAACUGAAGGAGCUGCUAAAAUCUUCCGCCAAUUGAUAAAAGAGGGGAUCAAACCAAAUGAGUUUACCUUUUCCAGCAUCAUUAAUGCAUGUACUGCUCCUACUGCGGCAUCCGAACAAGGAAAACAAUUCCAUGCCUAUGCGAUUAAGAUGAGAUUAAACAAUUCUUUAUGUGUAAGUAGUGCUCUUGUUACCAUGUAUGCAAAGAGAGGCAAUAUCGAUAGCGCACAUGAAGUUUUCAAAAGACAACGUGAGAGGGACUUGGUUUCUUGGAACUCAAUGAUCUCUGGAUAUGCACAGCAUGGCCAGGCCAAGAAAGCUUUAGAGGUAUUCGAUGAGAUGCAAAGACGAAACAUGGAAGUGGACGAGGUAACAUUCAUCGGAGUCAUUACUGCGUGCACGCAUGCUGGCCUAGUGGACAAAGGUCAAAAGUACUUCAAUUCAAUGAUCAAUGAUCAUCACAUUAAUCCAACAAUGAAGCACUAUUCUUGCAUGAUCGAUCUCUAUAGCCGUGCAGGGAUGCUGGAAAAAACCAUGCAUAUCAUAAACGAGAUGCCAUUUCCUCCUGGUGCAACCGUGUGGCGCACUCUCUUGGGAGCCGCUCGAGUACACCACAAUAUAGAUCUCGGUGAACUUGCUGCUGAAAAACUUAUUUCUCUGCAGCCGGAAGACUCGGCUGCAUAUGUAUUAUUAUCCAAUUUGUAUGCUGCAUCAGGAAACUGGCAAGAAAGAACCAAUGUGAGAAAACUGAUGGAUAAGAGAAAAGUGAAAAAAGAACCAGGGUAUAGCUGGAUUGAGGUGAAAAACAAGACAUACUCAUUCUUGGCUGGUGAUUUGACACACCCUUUGUCAAACCAAAUUUACUCAAAACUUUCAGAAUUGACUAUCAGGUUGAAAGAUGCAGGUUAUCAACCUGAUACAAACUAUGUAUUUCAUGAUAUUGAAGAUGAACAAAAAGAAACUAUUCUUUCUCACCAUAGUGAAAGGCUUGCUCUUGCUUUUGGGUUAAUAGCUACAGUUCCUGAAAUUCCUAUCCAGAUUGUGAAGAAUCUUAGGGUCUGUGGAGAUUGUCAUAACUAUAUCAAGUUAGUAUCACUCAUUGAACAGAGAUAUAUCGUUGUCAGAGAUUCAAAUCGGUUUCAUCACUUUAAAAAUGGAUUGUGCUCAUGUGGAGACUACUGGUGAUAUUUGGGCUAUAAUGUUUUAAUUUGAAGAUGCUUAAGCACCAUGUGCAUUAGACCGUUUUUGCCGGAGAAUCCAUGAAGCAUAAAUUUUAAUGGAAGCUUCAUGUAAAGAGACUUGUCGGAUUAGGAAUUGAAAUCCCAAGUACUAUUAUAUUUGGUUCUUCAACUUGUGAAGGAUGAUCCAUCAACAAAACUUUCAGAAAAUAUACCUUCAGUAUUGCUAUGACAAAAAAGUUCGUAGCAUUUCUAUAAUUCGUUAACUGAUUGUAGAAAUCCUCUAAUGUCCCAGCCAAUUUUGCCGAUGAACUGAUUCAAGACAAUUAAUAAUUAAUUUAAUUAUUUGUGAAAAUUCAUCAGAAAACAGAAAGAUAUUUAUUGCAUACAAGUA